Molecule: messenger RNA, 381 nt
Organism: Chilo suppressalis (striped riceborer)
Lineage: Eukaryota; Metazoa; Arthropoda; Insecta; Lepidoptera; Crambidae
Source: the annotation of a GenBank genome assembly
AUGUCCGAAUUCGUUGACCCGUCCCGGGCGAUCCAUCACUCGCCCCUCCGAGCUCCGCCGACUAUCGCCGAUAAAGAUCAUUUGCCUCCAACUGACGCACCAACAGCCCGCCUAAUUAACCGCGCAGUGUUCUACCCCGCAGUAUUCCCGCACGCGGGCCCCAGCGGCGCGUACAGCCCCGAGGCCACCAUGGGCUACAUGAUGGACGGGCAGCAGAUGAUGCACCGGCCUCCCACCGACCCCGCCUUCCACCAGGGUGACACCACGAGGGCGCGCGCGCUGGCCGGCUCGCCGCCCGCCGCACGUGAUAAAGGAGAUAACUAUGUACAUAGAACAAAACAUUUUGUAAUAUUUGAAACAGUAUACGAUCUCCUAAAUUAA